ACAGCGACUACUGCUGGGACCAUUAUUCUGCAUGCUGAUAGAUCGCUGCUUCUUCCACCCAACCUCCUCUCUUUCUCUAAUCUUCCUGCCUCCUCCUCCUCCUCCUCCUCCUCCUCCUCCUUUCAAGGAACUUUAAAAAAAAUUAUUUGCAGAUCAAGUGGUAAUCAUAUAAGGACGGGGUCUCGCAGGCUUUUCAACUAGAUGAUCCACAAAUGAGAAGGAGGAAAAGAUGGAGCUGCAUAUCUUAGAACACAGACUGAAAGUAGCAAGUAUAGCCAAGGACGGCAUCCAGUUGUUUACUCACGGAUUAAUAAAACUUGCUUUCCUGCCUUCAAAGACAAGGUGCAAGUUCUUCAGCUUAACUGAAACUCCUGAAGACUACACCAUAAUCGUCGAUGAAGAGGGCUUCAAAGAACUGCCAAGGUCGGACCUUCUGAGUGUGGCUGAUGAGAUGUGGCUGGCGUUGAAUGUCGUGUCUGGUGGUGGAAGUUUCUCCAGCUCUCAGCCCAUUGGAGUCACCAAGAUCGCCAAGUCAGUUAUUGCUCCACUUGCUGACCACAAUAUCUCCGUGUUCAUGCUCUCCACCUAUCAAACAGACUUCAUCCUGGUACGGGAAAGAGAUCUGCCCCUAGUUAUGCACACUCUCUCAGCAGAAUUUACCAUCCUCAGGGUCGUAAAUGGGGAGACAGUUGCUGCUGACCACUUAGGAAUCACCAAUGGAUUUGUGAAGCCAAAACUAGUUCAGAGGCCAGUUAUUCAUCCACUGUCCAGUCCCAGUAACAAGUUCUGUGUCACCAGCUUGGACCCCGAUACAUUACCAACUGUAGCCACGCUUCUCAUGGAUGUCAUGUUUUAUUCUAAUGGUGUGAAGGAUUCUGCGAUAGGCAGUGAAGAAAGUGGUCACAUUCGUUUCUUCUCCUUUUCGCUCAUUGAGCGUUAUAUCUCGCUAGUGAUGGACGUACAGACACAACAAAGGUUUCCAAACAAUCUACUGUUUACAAGUGCGUCUGGUGAACUUUGGAAGAUGGUUCGGAUAGGUGGGCAGCCUCUAGGAUUCGAUGAAUGUGGAAUCGUGGCUCAGAUUGCAGAGCCCCUGGCUGCAGCUGAUAUCCCUGCAUACUACAUCAGUACCUUUAAGUUCGAUCAUGCCCUGGUACCUGAAGAAAAUAUCAACAGUGUGAUCAAUGCUCUUCAAGUAAGCCAGAACAAGAAGCAUUAGCUGGGGAACGAAGGUUCUGCCGUUUCUUCCUCGCACGGUAUUUGAAGCUGAGCCUAGAUUUGAAGAAGACGAAGAGCGAGAGAGAGAGAGAGCUUGUUUACUUGGCGAGCUGUUGGUUUACUGAAGUUGUGCCCAAAGUGAAUGUUUCCAUUGUGUUCUUUGUGUGAACCUUGUCACAGUUUACUGGUAAAGUCAAAACCACUUUCUACCAUACUUACCACCUGUCCCAACCCCAUCCUGCUGCCACUGCGAAAGAGCUGUGGCGAUUAGCUGAUGUUCUGUGAAUUGCUUGGGUUAGGUUGAAGACACGUGAUGUAGUAAGGUUGAUUUCUGAGGGUGGUAAGGUGGCUAAUUAAGUCUAGGAGAGUUUUGAUCUGUAGAUGCUGGGUGUUGCUACCAGGCAGUAACCCAGUCCUGGAGCAAGUUCACAUGGUGCCAUUAACUGCAAGGGUGACAUUGGAAUCCUUUUCAGAUCUCAGGUCACUAUCUGACAGCUGUUAAUUCUUUGGUAGCAUCUUUUCUUCAUUUCAUCUGGAAGUUCCAUUCAAUAGGCUGUCUGUCUGCUCUCAGCACCAUCCAUCCACGUGAUCCUACCGGUCAUUGCAACGUAGGUUAAUGGUCACGCCGCACAUGCUGUUGUGCCAUUGUUAUUACUGAUUCCUCAAGUACCAAUUUGACUGGGGAAAGUCCUAGCCUCACAUCACAAAAGUGUUAACUAAGCCUGCGUUUUAAUCCUUUUGUUCUCCCAUUAUCACAGUAACCACUGAAAAUGCUCGCUGUUAAAGAUUGACAUCGGUAUAAUUGAGGCAAAUAUCGGAGCAGCAUGCUGUUAGAGGAGGGCUGGCUUUCUACAGUCAUACUGACGAGUGACAAGUCAAAAAGACAAGGGGAGGUCAACUCCCUUUCAAAUAAUAUCUACUACCUGAGCAAGUUAUGUCCAAUGUAGAAUCCUUCUGAAUUUCACUAACACGGAUGAUCAAGUUGUGGCCUGGCACCUCUAAAUUUGGAGAUAGACUGCUGGGAUGUAAACAGGGAAAUUUAUCCUGGCUUUUAAAGUGCAGGGUGAAAGAUUCCAACCCAGUCAUUUCGGUUUCUAAAGAGGAACUUCCGACUGGCAGUCUACCUUGCUAUUUUAAAUGUAACUGCACUCCAUUAGGAUUGGCCCACCUCUGGUUUAACAUACUUCAAGCCAAUAAUGAUGCAGCAUUAAGAUAAACCUUUUAUCUGUCUUGACUGGAGCUAUACUUCAAAAGAGGCGACAAAAUAAACGAUGCGCCAUCCAUCGGAGAGUUCUGAAAAAAGGGGAAAAGGCAAAUCUCGGAAGGAAAAUUAAAAGAAAUAGCAUUCCAAUACUGUUGCAGAUCACAUCUUCAGAAAUGGCAGGACGUAACAUUAUAACUGAAGUUACGGUGCCUUGGGGCUUUAUUUAUGGUUCACUGUACCUACUGUUUUAGUAUCUCAGCCCUUCAUUUAUCUAUUUAAGGCUGACCUCAAUUUCCUUUACCAUAUAUGAAGUGUUAAAAACAGUGAACAUUGUUGAUUGCUAUCUUCACCCUUUUGAUUCUGCAAUUGGGGUUUAUUGUUUCUCUUUUAGUAGGUAGCAGAUAACUUGGCACUUCUAUCUCAGUGAUAAUGGUUACAUUUUCUGAUAUUUUGCCACCUGCCUACGCGGAGCAAAGAAUGUAGUGCUAUUUAUAUUUUAUACAGUAAUUUGCACACAGUUGCCUGAAUGCCCUUGAAUGAUAACUUGACUCUCCUAACCUGCUGCAGGUGACCUCCUUAUCUAUCAUUUCCUUAUCCUCUAUGUAAGCUCUACACAGCUCGUGAAUCAAAUAGGACUGAAGUAUUUUAUACCCCUACAUCCACUGCAAUAUCCACUCCUUUAGAGGUAGGUAGAGGAAGGGUUUUGCUGUUGUAGGCUCCACAGAAUUAUCUGGUGGACUCCCAGUCACUGGAGGCAAAGUGGCCUCUCAGAGUGCUGAAGUGCCUCCUUAGCCAUCUGUCCACUUUUUUUGGGGGGGAAUACUAACAAAGGAAAGAUCGUAGUAAAAGAUAAAUUCCAAGUUACGUUGUGAAACUAAGAACUCAUCAGACCUAGCCUGCUUUGAAUUGAUUUUAUUUUGUUAAACUAAAUUGAUUCAAGCCCAAUUUACAGAUGGGACGUUUUAUCCUUACAGAUACUGUAUUUUACUAUUGAAGAAAAUAUGCUGAAACACAGAAACUUUUAAAAGUGUUUUUAGCACCAGCUGCUUGUUGAAAUCAGUGGCAGCGACAAAGUUUACGAGCUAGUGACUUUUGAACUGUAGUAAUCUUGCUUGGCAUUAACAUAUCUGCUGUGCCACAUUGGUGAACCGAUUGCGAUCUCAAUUUUGCAAUCAAAUAUUUAGUUAGUUCCUUUUCUUAGUCUGUCUAGUGGUUAUUGUACCUGUUGUUGGUGAAGCACUGUGUGGUAUAUGGUGAGUGUAGUGCGUUCAUUUAGAAAUGUGUUAAGUUGCCAACCAGAUCUAAAUUGCCCUAAGGAUCUCUUUGUUCUGAUCAACCUCUCUUCACUGGUACCAGUUCCUAAAUGUAUUCCAAAACAUUAAUACCAACAAUGUUGCCCAUCUGGCAUCUGGAUCUAAUCUAUAUUCUCUUUCUAAGCCCCUGAAAUGGACCCUGACUUCCGCAUGUUUUGGGUUGCGAUCCAUGCACCCCUCCUCCUGCUCACUCCAAUGAAAACCUUACCGAUGGUGUAGUCUCCCUCUUGGAAUUUAGAUGAUGAACACCUGAAUAAGCAAGGCAGGGAAGGAUGGCCAACUGGAAUGAGAGUAGAUGAGCAAAAAGAUCAGUAUGAAAGUGAUGACUGAUUAUCAUUGAUGCUGCAGGACCACAGAAAGCAGAGGUUAUUCAUCCCAAUGAUGCUCAACUGGUUUCUGCGCCCAAGACCACAUUGUAAAUUGCAUUAGUGACAAACUUACUCAGUUCACCAGCAAAAACUCUCUACUCUCCUGAUGUGACGUGCAACAUUAUAUUUUCCAUGGGCUUCUGUAUCUUUAACAUGAAAAGUGCUCCAUCACAAAUAAUUGCCUAAUCAUUUACUGAUGUCAAAAUGUCCCCACUGGACUUCUGAGGUGCCAACUGGCCAUUUAAAAUGGCCACCAAUCUAAUGGUGUUCGUACACGAACCUGGUUGGUUGAAGUCGUGGCAGAUGUAACAAUUUACAACUUCGAUGUCAAAUCUUAUUUUGUUGGCCUUGUUACCUAGCCAUGGACUUGACUGCAUGAACUUUGACACAGUCUGGACGAUUAAAACAGAAACAACAGAUUGUUGUGAGAAUGCGAAUUCCCAGUUUGCUCUUCAAACAAAGCCACCCCUUUGGUGUUUCAGUAGUCUGACUGUUUUCCAGAAGUCUGACUCACAAUAUCUCAGCAAACCUGUAUCAGUUUCCUUCUUGGUUUUCAUCUCUGUUAUUACAUUCAUAGCUGUAUGGGACUUCCAAUACUCACCAAUUUCUAUUAACCAAGAGAAUAGGCUGAAUAAUGGGGUUUGACUGUACCCCUAAUGGGAAAUGUAUUCUAACCAGUCUCCUGCAGAAAUGAAAGUGGUGGUGCUUUACCACAUGGACCACUGAUAGAACUCAUUCAGCUGAGGCAAAUAAAUUUAAACAACCAAGGGAAACUGUGACGCUCUUAGUUGGAAUCAAAUUCUCAAUCGUUCUAUCAAUCUCUUAUUGGUCCAUGAGACAAAACAUUAUAGUUUUGAAUGCUGCAGCAGGCACCAGAUCUCAUUGCAUGUUUCCUGUAGCUUAAGUCUGAAGGAAUUCGCAAUGAAUAACAUAGCAGAAACGUCUGAACAUUUCGUCUUAAAACUAUUAUUUUGGAGAAAAACGAGUCAGCAAUAGAGAUAGAUAAACAGAAAAUGUUGGAAACACUCUACAGGUCGGGCAGCAUCUGUGGAAGAAGAAGCAGUUAAUGUUUCAGUUCAAAUACUCAUUAUCAGAACUUGGAAAGGGAAAGUAAGUUGGUUUUAAGUUAAAGGGGGGUGGGGGGUGUAUGGUUAGGAUAGAAAAUACCUUUAAAUAUCUGAGGCCAGCUUUGCCAUGGGGAUAUGCCAUAAUCAAAGUCAUCCAGUUGAUGGGUUAGAGAGGGACAGCAUGAACAAAGGGACAGAAAAGCUGUGAGCAGGGUUUUCCUUUCUUUGCAGUGUUUUGAAGGAAGUGUUUCCUUCCAAACUCCCUGGUCUGCUCUUCCAUUGUCCACCAACCAAUCCCAUUCCAUUGAUAUAUAACACCCACAGAAAUGCAAUACCUGUUAUCGCUUCCCCUCCCACCAUUCAGGAACCCAAAAAGAUCAGGUGAAGCAGUGAUUUACUUGCACUUCCUCCACUCCAGUGAACUGCCUUCGGUGCUCCCCACGUUGUCUCCUCUACACUAGCGAACAGCGGUCCCCAACCACCAGGCCGCGAGGAAACGAUGUGAUUUGGCGAUAGGAGUCAGCUGCACCUUUCCUCAUUCCCUGUCAUGGCCACUGUUGAGCUUGAACGCACGCGAGGUCAUUACUCCUGCGUCAUCCAUGUCAGCGCGGGAAGAAGAUCAAUUCCUCAAGCUUGCAGAUGAUGGUGGGCUGAAAAGUAUGUUUGACAUAACGUCUCUGCCGGCAUUCUGGAUCAAAGUCAAGGCUAAAUAUCCUGAGAAAGCCACGAAAGCACUGAAAACGUUGCUUCCAUUUCCAACAUAUCUCUGCAAUGAAUGCAAGGAAAACCAAAUUGCGUAAUGGACUGAACAUAAGGAUCCCCGUUCGAGUAUUGCUGUCUCCUAUCACCCUUCGAUAGGACCAUCUGGUUGCAGGGAAACAAGCAUUCAGCCCAGGGCUCCCACUGGUUCAGUGAUAUUGGUGUGUUACAAUGAUUUUAUAUGUUCAUACGGGGAAAAGAUGUGCCGUGUGUUUAAUAUCCAAACAUUACAUAAAAUGUUAUGAUGCUAUUGACAUACUUAUAUAACCCUAUAACAAGUACAGCACGGAAACAGGCCAUCUCUGCCCUUCUAGACCGUGCAGAACGCUACUGUCACCGACCUGCACUCAGCCCAUAACCCUCAUUCCUUUCCUGUCCAAAUACCUAUCCAAUUUUUCUUUAAAUAAUAUCGAACCUGCCUCUAUCACUUCGACUGGAAGUUUGUUCAACACUUACUUCAAGCUCCCCUGUCCUUCCCUGAUACAGUAAUUGACUUAUCGCUAUAUUCAUGCAAGGAAAAUAUGCGCUGUGUGUUGAAUAUUAAAUUCGUUAGAUAAACCCUUUUAGAAACAAAAUUAGUGUAUUAGCCACUUAUCACCGAUAUUCCGGUCAUGAUUAGCACCUCCCCCCCCCAAACAGAAUUGCCAAAAACGAUUUGUAGAAAAAAUCGGCACGUACACACAUGGGCAAAUCACGCAUGCGCACUGGUGCCCGUGCAAGGCUUCAUGGUCAUUGUAGUCUCUGUAAACAACGUAUUUGGCUCUACUCUUGUCCGUUGGCAACCCUACCCCCUCCACCCCCCCGGGCUUGGCCGGUCCGCAAGAAUAUUGUCAAUAUGAAACCGGUCCGCAGUGCAAAAAAGAUUGGGGACCCCUGCUGUAGAAGCCAAAUGUAGAUGAGUGAUUCUUUGUGAAAGAUCCAGAGCCACAUUAAUUCGCCAUUCCAGCGAUGAUCUAUCUACCUUUGGCCUUCAGUGCUGUUAUAACAAAGCCCAACAUAAUCAGCCAUGAUGGAAUGGCGGAGCAGACGUGAUGGGCCAAAUGGCUUAAUUCUGCUCAUGUGUCUUAUAACCUGAGAAUCGGUGCUUUGCCUUUCCUCUGUGCUUGUUGCAGCCUUCCAGAUUCAAUAUCGAGUUCAAUAGGUUUCAGUCGGUACAUUUAAUGUAAAGAAGUGCAUACAAUAUACAUUCUCAAAUUCUUUUUCUUCGCAAACAUCCACGAAAACAGAGGAGUGCCCCAAAGAAUAAAUGACAGUUAAAUGUUAGAACCCCAAAGCCCCUCCCCCACUCCCCCUCCCAUGCAUAAGCAGCAGCAAAGCAACAACCUUCCCCACCAGCAAAAAAGCAACGGCACCCCCCCACCAAGCACUCAAACGUGCAGCAAAGCAUCAAUAAAGACACAGACUUGCAGUACCCCGAGGACUACUUUUUCACCCAGUAAUUUGACAUACCACAGGCUCUCUCUCUCCCUAAUAAGGGAAAAAGGGGUGUCUCCGUUUCACAGCGAGAGGGGGGACAUAACAAAGCAACUUGCUAAUUUAUGGUGUUGAAAGUGUGCUGCGUCGCUUUUUCCGAGCUCUGUGCCGAAAGAACUCAGGCCUGUGGGCACACAGCCAGCUGGCUGCUUACGAUCUUCUGCCUCCCACGAUGCAUCAGGCAGUGGCACCAACCUCGAAUCCGCCCGCCUCCAGAGCCAUGAAAAUCCAGCACCCUGAAGGUGCGCUAGUCUUCCAGGCCACGUUCCACAACAUCAGUUAACUUGCUUUCACUCUCUGUAUCAAAACUGGCUGGCCUAUCACUGACAAAGAUUGUUUUUCUCUUACAGUGUGACCUGCUGCACACAUCCCACAGAACCAUAUUUCUCAAAUUUUAUGUUCCUUGGUUUAUGUUUUCUCUCUCUCUAACAGCCCCCAUCAACAACCUUUAUAGCUUAUCUCCAUGGCAACCUCAGCAUCAGUGGAUCAGGAAAAUUGCCUGUCAGUUAUCUAUCUCUCCUCCACUUUCUCAGUAACUUAAACCAACUUGUUUUUUGUCUCUUGCCCAGAUCUGAUGAAGGGACUUCGAGCUGAAGCACUCAAACGGCUUCUCUUUUCACAUUUGCUGUCUGACCUGAAGACUGGUUCCAUCAUUUUCUGGUUUUAUUGCAGAUGUCUAGUGUCUACAGCUCUUGAACUUGUUGUUAGUAAGCACUGAAUUCCACAGGCCUUUGGUUCUGUGGAAUUAAACCAACAAAAAUGAUUUCAGUUGCUCGAAUUUGUUGAAGGUGCUACAGAUAGAGCUGUACUGCAUAGAAGAUUACCUUGCAGCCUAAUUUGUACAUGGUGACCACGUUGCCUAACUGAGCUUGUCCCCAUUUGCCUGCAUUUGACCCAAUCCCUUUAAACCUUUCCUAUCCGCAUGAUGGUCAAAUGCCUUUUAGAAUGUCAUAAUUGUACCUGUCUCUACCACUUCUUCUGGCAACUGGUUCUAUGUAAACAAACCCCUCUUUGUGAGAAGAAAUUGUCCCUCAGCUCUCUUUUAAAUCUUCCACUCUCAUUUUCCACCUAUGCCCUCAAGGUCUGGACUCCCCUACCCUGGGGGAAAGACUUUCGGUAUUCACCUCAUCUCUGCCCCUCAUGAUUUGAUAAAGCUCCUUAAGGUCACCCCUCAGCCUCCUACACUCCAGGAGGAGUCCUCACUUAUCCAGCCUCUCCUUGUAACCCUAAGCCCUCCUGCUCCAAUUCAGUGGCAUUCUUGUGUUGCACAAAGCAUGUUAUUGGCAGAAAAGCAUUAUCAGAAAAUAAUUUCAGCAAGUGCAGCUCUAAAGCCUUCAUGUGUGUUGUUUUCCCAAUGUAAUCACAAAGUGCAAACACAAUGAUUUCUAAAACUCUCCUGUCACAGCCCGAACAGCCUAAUUAUUAGUUCUAUGUCCACUGUACAGUGUAUAUGACAGGUUCAGUCUGACCUAAAGCAGGCCUUGUAAGACCCGUCCAGAGGACAGAGGAAAUGGCCCAUAUUACUGUAUCUCACAGGCUGUGUUACCAGGAUGAGAACAGCAACUACGCAGGUAACUGCAGCCCUGUUGAGAGACUGUGAUAAGCUUUGAUCUCCUCUUCCUAAGAUUAGCAGGGCUUAUUGCUGGGUAAGCUUGAUCGCACCAGGAUGAUGUUCUGGUUUGGCACUUGUUCCAGCUGAUGUAGGAGGUGUUUACUGCAUGGAGUCAAACUCAAAUCUGUGCAUGGAAUGAUCCCAGCAUGAUCGGGCACAUUACUGAUUAUUAUGCCAGAAAAUAGCAUUUAAGAAGGAUAAAAAUCGUAAUUUCUAUUCACUGCUUUCGUUUUUCCUGCAUCACAUUACCUUUUGACUGCAGCAUCCAGCGAGGAAAGGCAUAUUGGACAUUACACACGGCAAGAGGCCCCAAGCUAAACCCACAGACCUGCCUUUUGAUCUAACCCCUCUUGAUCAAUUGCAUUCUUUCUACCUCACCUGCGAUCUCAUUUCCCCUUAAAACACACGAAUUUGCUUCGGAUGCUUCGCGCAGUCGCAUCUUUCUGCAGAGGACCCACCUCACGGUUUCUUAGGUGUGGGUCUGUGUUCUGCGCGUGCCCCGGUACAUCGUAGGUGUUCACCGUGAGUGGCAUUGCUUCUGCCAUUUUUUAUCACUCCUGUGACUUGUUUUUCUAAACCUACGUAAUUGUAUUUCUUUGGUCAGCAUCUCCGCUGUUGUAUUUUAAUGAGCUGUCUUUGACUGCAGAUAAACAGAGGUCUGAUUCAGAGAUAGCUAUCGCCCAAGACUAAGAGUACCCAAUGUGAAAUAUUAUCUAAUGCACUUUAUUUGUGAAUUUAUGCUCACUCCAGGGUUAACCCUUCAUUCUCUAUGAUGGGGGUUGAAGCCUGGGACUGAUCAACCAUGAUCAGAUUGAAUGGUGGGGCAGUCUUGAUGGGCUGAGUGGCCUACUCCUGCCCCUGUAUUGUUCACUUUUUCUUUGAUUGUGUCUCGGUAACAUUACUUACGGUUGGGUCGGUUGUCAUUCACAAGCUUAUAAUUUUUCCAUUUAUUGCAUUCGUAUAGUUGAGGUCUAGUAAAUCACUGGAAUGAUCAUUCUUUUAACGAAGUUAUUUCUGAAGGUUGAUAUUCCACCCCAGAGUACAACAGUUCUCUAUUGUCUAAUUCAACUACUGUUUACACUGUAGCCAGUCUUUUGACCCAAAUCGUCGUGCAGCUGUAUUUCCAAUAUGGGAGUUCACUGCACAAUGGGCUUCACAUUGCAAAUAUUGUUGGACUUGUCUGUACCUUCCUGUUGACAGUCUUGAUUUGUCAACAUUUCCUGUAAAGUGCCAGGAGCUAUAUUUGCACACAGUCUCUGAUAAAUUCACAUUUAGAGAAGCAUAGAAAUCAUUCAGAAAAAGAGCAAAAAAAGAAAUGAAAUAAAGCACUUUUCAUUUGAAAGUUGAAAUAGUUUCUACCUCAGAACUCAAGAAUCCUUCAUUGAUUGAGUAAGCCUUUAAUUCCUACAAUCUGCUUUCCCACUAUACUAUGAGCAUAGCUGGGAAUGAGUCCUCAGAUACUCGCAUCUAAAGUUCUCAGCACUUCAUGUGAGGAGUCACUAUUUGAUUGUGGAACACAAUAAGAUGACCCAAUAUACUUUGCCUAUUUCACUGGGGGGGAAGGCACUGAUCACCGAAGCUGCUCACAUCACUGAUCAGUUUCCUAUUCCAAUGUUGCAUUGGAUUCUCUUCAGGGCAUAUUUCCUGGGCUUACGUAAAGGCAACAUUGACUUAACCAAUCAAGCAUUUGGCAAAGAAAAAGCACACAAUCUUUGAUAGAUCACUCGAUUCUAGUUAAGGCGUGCGAGAUGCUGAGGAAGAGAGCUUGAAUAGUGGGAGACUCCAGGGCAGCAGAUUUUGUGAUUUUCCAUCCUAGAGAACUCCUGCGAUCACUCAUGCUCCUCUUAUGCGACAAAGGAAGUGGUUUCUUUUGUCUGGAGGUCUCUUUAUUACUAAGGACUUCACCUUAGCAUGAGAGCUAGUUCUCCGCCCAGAUCCCAUAGAAAAGUCAUUUAGUUCCUCUUGGCAUAAUUAGAUUCCAGUUUGUGUUUAUUGACUAGACUUUCACCUUCUCUAGACUAAUAUCAAAGAUGAAGGAGAAGGGUAUUCAGAGUUUGCUUUUAACAGCCUUUCCACCUGCAAAGCAUGGGAUUGCGAUGUGAGGUGAACCAGGAUUCCAAAUAAUCCUUGAGAAAAAUGUCGUCUACGACUGCAGAACUUGAUCAAAAGUGUAGAAAACAGAUUUAACCCCAAUUCGGUCACAAGGUAUAUAGACCUGUCUAACUUUCAUCCAUCUGUUGCUGGGAAUUAUUUGUAGUCAUCCAUUGAUCUGUGAAAGAGUCUUGGAGAAUCAAACAAUGUUAAUCCUUUAAUCCUUCCAUAGGAUUUGAACACAGUGCUUCAAACACUUGUGUUGCCUUCCAUAAUCCUAUGGUUGGCAUUGCUUUGAUACUUUUCUAGAAGACCAGCUUUUUAUUUGUACUUAUUUCUUACAAGAAGAAUCAAAGUGCCAGGUAUUUAACUGGUAAAGUCUCAAUGCUUCAUGACCUCAGAAUAGGUUGAUCAUCUUUUAUUGCCAAAUUUUUGUCCAACGCAGUUUGGAGCAUUAUCUUGAUUAAAUAGCGAAGACUGGGUCCAAUAGCAUUGUUUAAAUCUUUUUUUAAAUCCUCUAGGCUUGUUUCAGUUUCAAAGGCAGCAAAGCCCUUUUCAUUUGUAAACUGUGCCAAAAGCCAUGCUGGUUGAAUGUAACUGUUUCAAAGGAAACAGUGAUUCAAUAUGUAAUCUCAUAUGAUAUUCCCAGAGUCUUGUCACAUUAAAUAAUGUUAUUGGUGCUUUCUACAUUUGCAUUUUAGUCUUACAUAAACUAAGAAAAAGUCCAUAUUUUUGAAAGGAGAAACUUUUGCUCCUCACUCAUCUUGUGUGAUUUUUAACUCCUGUGGCUUAUUUCCUAUAUCAGUUCGUUUUUGCCCUUGCAGUAAUGUUAGUAACCAGAAUUGUUGAAGGGACACCAUACAGUAUGAGCUUCCCUCUGUUUGGCUAGCCUAUUGAUAAUGUGAAGUUAGCAUUGUUUUAUUGAAUGAUUGAUAAUAAUAAGCAGAAAGGUCAAAGAGAUGUGUCUUCUUGUUGAAUCAGUUAUCCUAAUUUAUGACCAGUCACACUACAACUAACUUAUUAGCAUGGGAACAGAAUAUUUACAAAAUGUAUAAUUACGUUACCCAUCUGGAAAAUAGAUCCUGCCGUAAGUUCCAGGCAAGCUAAUAAUCAGGCUUCAGCUACAUCUUGAGACGAUGGAACCACGUUCCAAUAAACCUUCAACAACUAGAUUGGAACCCGAUAACAUUGGUCACUGUACAUUAUCGUCAAGGAUUAUUGGUCGGAAUAAAAUUGAGCUAAUCAACGUAAAUUUUUUCUUGGUGUAUCAUCAGCUAUGAUCUUUCUAGUUAUUCAUUGCAAUAGUAUUUUUCAUUGAAAAUUUACUUCAAAUUGUCUGUGGUUUAAAUGAGCAAUGCCUGAUAAUAAAGACUGGUGCUGCACAUCUAAUCAGAUUGCAUUGUUCAGGCAGGGUGACAUUAGUGACAUCUCAUUAGUUUCCCCCCUUUGCACCAACUAGAUCAGAAUAAUUUGGUACUUUUAAUUUAUGAUGCUAACAAUGUGAUCUCAUUUAGUUUUGACUAUACAUCUGAUUGCUUUGCUGUAACUCGAAGAACAUUACAUGUUUUUAACAAGCUCAUUCUUGCAUGAAAUGGUUUGUAUGUAACCCUCUUGAAGGAGAAUUACAUAGCAGGGUUAAUACUGGAAAUAGUGAAUAAUUACUCCUAGGGAAAUAGCAGGUGUUUACUAUUACUGCAAUAAUUUAGAGAUAGGCAAUCAUCGCCUCGUGUACACUACAUAUAGUCUCAAUCCGCAUAUUUUGCAAACUGUGGUAGAAAGGCUAGAAGGAGACUAUGGGUGCAGAUUUCUACUUCAGCAGGGAUGCAGUGUGUUGAAUAAUCUGUGCAAAAAGCAGCUGAUCUACACCACCACCAAAAUUAUCAAUUCUGUGAAAUGAGUCUGCUGAAGAUGUAGACAAUAAGCCCAUAAGACGUAGGAGCAGAAUUAGGCCAUUUGGUCCAUUGAGUCUGCUCUGCUGUUUUGUCAAGGCUAAUCCAUUUUGCUCUUGACCCCAUUCUCCUGCCUUCUUCCCAUAACCUUCCAUGCCCUGACAAAUCAAGAACCUAUCAACCUCCAUCUUAUAUACACCCAGUGGCCUGGCCUCCACAGCCGCCUGUGGCAGCAAAUUCCACAGAGUCACCAUUCUCUGCCUAAAGAGAUUCCUUCUCAGCUCCGUCCCUCGAUUCUGAGACUGUGUCCUCUGGUCCUAGACUCACCCACCAUAGGAAACAUCCUCUCUACAUCCGCUCUAUCUGGGCCUUUCAACAUUUGAUAGGCUUCAAUGAGAUUCUCUCCCCACCCCCCCCCCACCUUCAUUCUUCGAAAUUCGAGCGAGUACAGGCCCAGAGCCGUCGAUCACUCCUCAUACGAAAACCCUUUCAUUUCCGGCAUCAUUGUCGUAAACCUCCUCUGAACCCUCUCCAGUUAUGAAAGUUUAUGCUUCUUUGAGAAGACUUAAACUUUUCCCCCAGCAUGUAUGCAAAACCAAGAAGGAUCUGUUGAAUAACCCCUUUUUUAAUAAAUAGUUAAGAUUAGCUUAGAUCGGAGGUAAUACCACUUACACAAUAGACUCUUUUAAAAAUGGUAUUUGUUCUGUGGGCGCCCAAACACAUUGGGGGAGAACAAUGAAACAUUGGCUUUUCCUUAUAAAAUAUAGGUCUGAGAUGUAACACUCGACCUUCAAAAACAUUGUGUUGGUAGCUCCCUAUGCCAACAGCUGCACCCGUGUUGGGGCCGAUUGCAGUAAUUUUCAUUGUAGUUAGGUUGGCUCCAAACCUGAACAGACUAUUAACUUCGGUAUGCUAGUGAAACAGGGGAGGCUGUCCUUAACUGUUAACGGGAGCAAACAAUCAACAUUGUUGACUCCAAAGGAGCUGUUUUGUGUCGGGAAAACGGUUGGGAAUGGAACAUUGUUCUCAUACUCCCAGCACAAACCCCAAAGCAGUCAGAAACUUUGAGGAUUAUCCCACAUAAUGUUAGAACAAGGUUCAUUAAAGCACCUCUGAAUCAAUAUUGAGAAGAUGUCGGUCAUUAAAUUGUAAUCAAAUGAAUUUUAAUGGACUAUAACAGGGUUUUCUUUUAGCCCAAAAAUGGAAAGUUUGUGAAAUCUUUUAUUCUCAUACAGAAUAAUAUGUGUCAGCUGUGUCUUCACAUUAAAGCUCGUGAUGUAUAGAACUAUUUAAUUACUAGUUUCUAUUUAUGCUUUUUACUUCAUCAAGCAAACAAGGUGACUACAAAUGAAGAACACUGUGGGUGUGAAAUUACACUCUGGGACACAGGUAUUCGAAAUGGUUGAUGCGUGUGACUGGCCAAUCUCUCACAUCACAAUCAGGUUUAAUGUCACCAGCAUAUGUCCCGAAAUUUCUUAACUUUACUGCAGCAGCACAACAAAAUACAUGAUAGAUAAAUAUAGAGAAAAAUUACUGAAUUGCAGCAAGUGUAUUUAUGUUUACUAAAUAUACGGGCUCUGUUGGUCAGAGUUGACCAUCGGUAUUGCGCCCUAGCUGUCUAGAUACGCAAGCCUGGCAGUACAAUAUGGAGUGCGAGCUGUUGCCCAUGUAGCAAGCUCCCCCUCUCCACGCAUCUGAUGAACCCAAAGGAACAGCAGUGACCGAUACAGUUUGGUGCCAGCAGUGUCGCCGGAGUUGCCAGUCAGCAUUGAGCUCAACGUAGGACUGCCUUAGGGAAUCCAGCUCUGGAUUUUUCCCUCUGCGUUUAUUCCCGAAGCCUUCCCCAUGAGUGUGUAUAGCCGCAAGGCAGCAGAGGUUUGAGAUCAGAGUUUUCCUUCCAGAUGAGCUGCCCACCAUGGCUGACGAGCCCCAUCUGCCCGAAGCGACUGGUUUUAAGAUGCCAGUAACCUGCCUUUGCCCCUUCUCCUGUCAGUAGAAACGGUUCUGCCAGGGCUUACCAGCUAAGACACACGUGAAGGCCAGGAGCUGGACUUGGUUGUCAGAGUCUAUUUGAGGCGCAAACCAUUGGGAGCAUUUAAUAGGUAGUGGGAGCUUGUCCCCAUUACCACCCCUGGCUAAAUAGUAGUGCAGAAAAAAAUGAAAUAAAAAGAUAGUGAGGUGGUGUUCAACGGUUGAAUGUCUGUUUAGAAAUCGGAUAGCACAGUGGAGGACGCUGCUCCUGAAUUGUUUGGUGUGUGCCUUCAGGCUUCUGUCUGUCCUUCCCAACAGUAACAACGAGAAGAGGGCUUAACCUGGGUGGUGGGGGCCCUUAAUGAUGGAAGCUACCUUCCUAAGGCACUGCUCCUUGAAGAUGUCUUAGGUACUACAGAGGCUAGUACCCAUGAUGGAGCUGACUAAUUUUACAAGUAAACUUACAGGCAUUUUGGCAGAGAACUCGUUCAGUUUAAUGAAUAGGAAAUUAUGGGCAGAGCUUCCAAAGUUUCCCAGGCCAAGAGAUAAAGCUAGAUCCUUUGCAUUAAUAGUUAAAUCAUCCCUGAUAAGUUUGAAGCCUCUCACUCUGCUCUUCAGUGUUUUACUGAACAGUAUCAAAACCACAAUGAGAAUUUUCACACUAACACGCAGUCUUCAAAGGAUAGUAGGCAGCUCAGGGCUUGUCCUGAUCACAAUGGGCUUUGUGAAAUCCUUCACAGUUGGUGUUCACUGAUAACACAGUGCAGAUCUCAGAUAGGUUACACUGCCUUUGAAGGAAUCAAGUCAAAAAGAGGAUAUAUGUUUGGAAAUUACUGUACGCAAGGAUGUAACUUCAAUAUCAACUUUGCAGUGUAUAGGAAUGUUACGCAGGCAGUCUAACCCAGAAGCAAGGAACUGUGUGGUAUUAGCAUUACAAAUAGAAAAUCGUAUGUAAUUUAAGAAUCAUAACAUGAAAAUUAUCUUUCAAAAUAUAUCUGAUUUCUGCAUGUGAUGCUUUUACUCUGCAGUUCUUCCUACGUCCCGAUUUCUAGCUUGUUAAAAGUCCCUCUUGCAGACCAACCGUGGCAUAUGUUUUGAGUUAAAAUCCGGUUCAGAUCAGAUCACUUCUGAUUUGGUUAUUUCCCCCCAGCCAAUCUGCGGAAUUGAAAUGAUUUCCAGUUGAUUCCAGUGACUGUUACAUCAGGGAAAAUGUGAUAUGGUUGUUUCCACAAACGAGAAGUUUGAAAGUAAUGUUUGAACCAUCUGAUAUUUUGAAGCCUUCUCCUCAGUUUAUCAAGGUGGACACGGUCAGAACUUCACUGUUAUUCUCAAUUUCAGUUAUAACAAAAACACAUGGAAACGUUCUAAUCUUAACCCUCUGAGGCAUCCAAGGUAACUAAGUAUUGGAAGGAAGUCAGUGUAGCUUAGGGAAGGCUAGUUGUUUUGUGGAGAAGUAUUGUGGAGUACUAAAUGUUGCUUAUUUAGAAAGCAUUUGGUGCUUGCUGAUGUAACUAUGACCAUGAUUUUUUUUCAAGUUGUAUGGGUGUGGUACCAUUUUCAUAAAAUAUGAGUGAAUGUGUUGGGGGAGGGAAAUGAGGCUCUAGGAAAGUGCUGAGUGAAAAUCAAAGUGGGUCCACCGAAUGCAAAGGAACAUUUAGACCCACAGCUGUCUGGUUGUUAUUGACGGGUUGUUUUUAGUACUGCUUGAUUUGGAAGAGUGUCAUUAGUUGGCGGUGGAAAGGUGUGAACAAUAGAUAUUGGGAUAGUGUUGUGUCUUGGUCAUAUCUAUGCUUGUCUGUUUUUUAGCUACAUGAUUGAAUUUUUAUGCCUGAAUUUCUAACUUGGGCUGAGUGAUAUUGUGGUAUCAGAAUCGUGACAUUCUGCUUGAGAAUGGAGAGAAUUUGCAGCAGAGUAACUGUAUAUUCCGUCUGGGUAGCCUCCAACCUGAUGGCAUGAAUAUCCAUUUCUCCUUCCAGUACUUUUCCCUCCCCCCCCCCCCCGCUGUUCCCCACUCUGGCACCUUACCUCUUCACACCUGUCUAUCCCCGCCCCCUCCACCCAGGACCCCUCCUCCUUCCCUUUCUCCUGCGGUCCACUCACCUCUCCUAUCAGACUCCUUCCUCUCCGGCCCUUUACCUUUCCCACCCACCUGGCUUCACCUAUCACCUUGCUAGCCUCCAUUCCCCCACUCCCACCUUUUUAUUCUGCUAUCUUCCCCGCUUCCUUUCCAGUCCUGAUGAAGGGUCUCAGCCCAAAAUCACAACUGCUUAUUCAUUUCCAUAGAUAUGGCCUGAGCUGCUGAGUUCCCUCAGCAAUGUUGUUUGGAUUUCCAGCAUCUGCAGACUUUCUUGUGUUUAUUGUUAUUAUGAUGGCCAUUCUUUAUUACCCAUUUUUGGGGAAUAGAUCAUUAGCCGACAGUUUUAAACUGCUGCCUAAAUAUUUCCAUUGACUUUAAAAGCAAUAGGAAAUUGGAUGUAGUGUAAAACUAGCUAUUGAUUUGUUCAGUUUCACACGGCCGACUUCACUCUGGUGUUCGUGCCUGACUGGUUAUUUGUGAUAAGGAGUGCCAUGUUCUAAUAGCCCAGCAGAUUGCAGUUGGAUUUACUGCUGAUGGUAGGCUGCUAUUACCAUGAUGAAAACUUGUAUUCGCAUCUUGGAAGGUGUUCGCCUCCGUCGAUUUGUUACCCACGCACACAGAAACUGUGCAGAAAAUAUUGACUAAAUCAGGGAACACGGCCUAGAAGGAAAGAAGGUUAAUUGCAAGUCACUCACCUCCCUUCAGAAGAGUUGCAGCAUUUUCUGUUUCCCUUUCAGGUUUACUGUCCUUCCAUGUUUUGCUCUUGUAUAUUAGGUUACAUGAUCUUGACUAUAAAUUGCUGUACUAAAACUAGCUUUAUCAUUUGAUGCUGUGUCCUUGGUAGGAAGCUUCCGGUGGUAAAAGUGCCUCUCAGUGGAGGCUACUCAGAAUGAAUUUUCACCCACUUGUUCAAAUGACCUUAAACUGGCUUGCACACCUACCCCAAUGUUUCAGUGUGUUCUUCCAACGCCAGGGCUCACUGAUAGGUGCAUGCCUUUCAAAAAAUUGGUUCGUUUAGAAAAUAUGGUCUUACGCUACAGCUGGUUUUUCAUUUUUACUCAGUACUGAAAAGAGGAUUUCCAGCUGACUGGAAUCCGAAUUGAAGCUAUCAAUCAACUCCCAUCUAGUAAUCCAUUCCCAUUGUCCUGCACAUUGUCAUAACUAGUUAUAGUAGCAAGUAUUUUUCAAAAGAGCAAUGCAGCAUUUCAGCGACACUAAAGGGCAAGUGAGGAAGGAGUGUAUUUUAAAUAUGGAUUUCUCAGUAGAUUUUGGAAUACCGUAUUUUGUUUUGGACGCCACCCACAGUGCUCGAGUGCUUCUUGCUGAAAAAACCUGUGGGGUGGGGGGGGGGGAGAGUGGUUGUGGGCAAUUUCCGUGACAGGGUCACAUCACUGUUGCCCUCUGGCUCACGUAUUCCCAUUUGCCGAUCGUGUUCGAAUUGCCUUCUGCUGCAAUUAAGUGUUUUUAAUGAACUUAGUGAUUUUUAAUUUUUUUCCUGAAAGAAUUUGGAAUUAUAGUUGUCAAUUAUUUGAAAGGAGCAAAGCACACCAGCAUAAACUGGAAUUAGGUAGUGUUCAGAUUGUAUCCAAUUUAGAUUUUUUAAACUUGCAAGUUAACGUAGUUAAUUUCUGUUCAUUUUAGUGAGGUUGUUCUGUGAUUAUUCAAAACUUAUAUGAUGCGUUAGAAGCCACAAGUGUGCAGAACAACUCUUUGCAGUUACAUGUUAACUUGCAGCAAUAUAUAGGUAAAAAAAGUAGUCUCUUGGAAUAAAAUUUAAUAAGAUUUUGAAUGUUUUGACAGUAAAAUGCUUUAAUCUUACUGUGGUGCUGUAAUGUAAGCAGUGGAGAAUCCACUUGAUCAGUAUUCAUAAAACAUCUUAAUGACAGAUGUUCUUGCGUGCGUGUGUUUACAGAGAUUGUUCUGUGUCAUGAUUAGGUUGUGUGUUGUUUGCACAGUAUUGCACAAAUAGUGACUGCUUUGACUGCAGAUGGAUCGUGGCAUUAACGGAAUAUGGCAGCGGACAGGAAGGUUGGUAACCCUGCUAAAAUUUGACAGCCAGUCACUGCAUUAUAUAUUAAGGCUCUGUUUUGCUCACCACUCAGUUCUAUUGAUUGGACAUCCUCUGGCGAACAGCCACCAACUCUCAGCUAACUGAGUAAAACCUAAGCCAACUGACGGUUGUUGACAAGGAAUGGGCAAAGAGCGCCUUCAUCAUCACGAUGCUCCUAUUGCAUGUCCACUUCAGCAAAGUGAAACUGCAGAUAUUUGCACUUGACCAAUAUAAAUAACCAUAGAGUGGACGUGAGGCAGAAAUCCAGUUAAUAUACAUUUAGAAACUAGCUGACUUGAGAUUUUACUUGUUCCGUUCAUGAUAUCAAGACUCAGGAGUUUGGUAUAGUUUGCAGUUUUGUUCAUUUAUGAAGGAUAAGUCUCGUAUUUAUAACAUCUUGCAUACUAGCUCAAAUAAUCUAUUCUCCCAGGGGAAGUAAUGUCCGAAUAAUGGCUUCCAAUAGUUAACACCUUGCAGGUGGUCAGCUCCCAUUCUGUCAAGACUGAGAUAAGGAUACCUGUCUGGCAGCUAAGUUGUUAUUAAACGUAAGCUGAGUUGAAUCUCAUUUGGUUCCCAAUUAACAACCAAAGAAAUGGUGUUGCUAUUAAUACUCCCUCUGUCUUCAGUCCCCAAUUUAAUUUGCUGCAGUUCAAAUCAAGAAGCAGUGCUCUGUACACAUCUCAUCCAGACAUACAAAGAGAAACCACAGGGGAAGCUAUUUGCAAAGGAAUUAGCAAGUUUUGGUAUGGAAAACGGAGUAUUCCUGUUACCUCAAAAUUAUCCACAUUGUUAUUUCUAUAAAGAUUUCGCUCUUUCAGAAAUAACCAAUCCAUUGGUACACAGACUAGUUAUGUUACAUCUUGAAAAGGUUCCAAUUGAAUGGAACUGGGGUGAAUUUGUAUUUCUUACUUGCUAAUUAUUUUGCAAAUGGCUUUCUCUGGGCUCUUUUUAUUAUGAUCUGUUUAUCCUUGGCCAAACUGAACGGGAUGCCAGCCCUACAGUACUGAAGUGAACUAGAGCUAUCUUCAAGACCACAAACAUAAAUGAUGCCAAGUUAAAUUAAUAACCAAAUCAGUAUAAAACUGAACAGUUCAUUGGAUGCAAUUCAACUGGACGACUUGGCUCAACUGUGCUAUGCAGUUGUUAAUACUCCACAGAAAUGGAAUAUUUUAAAUAUAAAUUAUAGGUGUUGCAUUGUCAGGUGAAGAUUUAUAACAUGUUACUUUUCCGAAAACUAUUCCAAUCACAAGGGGAGCUGCUAACUUUGAAUGGUGUUAUAUUAGUUUUCUGAACACUAUUCCAGUCAUACGGAGAGCAGCUAACAUUUGUUAUUGCAGACUGAUGGUGGUGAGAAACACAGCACUGAAGAAAAGCAGAGGUAUUUUUAUUCUGUGAUUGAACUAUUAAAAUGCAGGUGUUAUUACAUUCCUGGUGUUAUCUAUAGUAUGGUGACACAGCAAGCUAUUAUACAGAAUCCUUUGCGUCAAGAUAUUCCAUUCUUUUGCUGCAGAAGCUUACAGUUGGUGUCAAUUAAGAAAGCAGUCACUACUUGUGAUGAUACAAUAUACUCUUGGGCUAGAAAUGAAGAAGAAGGAAAUCAGAAUACUGGUGACCUUUGAUCUAAAACUAAGCAGGUUCAUGACAUCUUUGAGCAAAAAAGUUGUGCUUUGCUGUUGUUCAUUGAAUGUUUGCCUAUCAAAGGCUGCAAGAAUUAUGAUGGAUGAUUAUCCAGAAGAAACACUUGUAUUUGAAUGAAUAUAAUUAUAAUUGCUAUGGGAUUUUAGUUGGUGCUUUUCUUUGCCUGUACUCCAUCACUAGAAUUUCACUGGUACUGUGGCUUUAACAAUUAUUACUAAAAGAAACUGUUAUGGAAAUGUUUUAAAACAUGCCCCUCAGAAUGGAAAUGUGAUAUCCUAAUAGUGUAAAACACUGAUUUUUAAUUUAGUGCUUUUUGUUUACUGCUUAUAAUUCAUUUUAAGUGCCUUUGUAUCACUUAUCAUUGAGACAUAUGUUUAAAAAAAUCAGAAGUGUUUAUCUUUUGAACUGCGGGGGGUUCUGUGAACUGGCACUCCAGCUGGGGAGCACCUCGUGAAGGCAGCCAGCCUUAAAGCAAGCAGCCUGCUGUGGCAUCGGCAGCAUCCCAGGGUACGUUUGUGGUAGCACAAAGCCCGCUCUUUUAGAGUUCACGGAGGGCAAGUGACAGGAGGCAAGGCUUCACAUUCCACUACAGUACGUGCGCUUUUUGGAAUGGGAAGGUCAUUUCCAAGUUCACACUUAGCGCGGAAAAUCGUAUGGGGAACCAGACUGUGAAAAAUAUGUAUGCUUCUAUUGAGAUCUAACACUUCUUGUCAGCAUCUUCUUAAAUAGCACUCUGUUUUAAGUGGUGUGCGGUUAGAGCAGUGCUUGAUUGCUGAUAAAAGAGCAGGUACUUUAUAGUUAGAAUAGUCCUCCAUCUUGGAGAACUUUAAUAUUGGAUUACUCGUGAUGUAUGUAAGCACUGGACACCCGAGAUUAUAUCUGCUUAAUAUAAAACAAAUUGCAGAGAUUUAUUUUUCAUUGACCUUUUAUAUACUUCCUAAAUUUCCAGAUGAUCACCUACACAAUAAACACGGCAGCAGAUAAGGAGUCCCAAAAUAUUAGUUAAAAUAGUCCUGCUGAUUCCUGCAGAUUCUCACUAUGUUCCAAGAACUACCAUUAAGUGUUUUGCUUUGUAAAGGGGAGGGUGUGGAAAAAGUAAUGCACAAGAGUUUAAUAUUGUGUUACUAAUUUGAUACCAGCACUUAAUGCCUGGACAGGAGGCUCAGAUUCUGCCUGACAAUGGUAAGGUACUCACUAAUCUUAAACUUGUCAUCUGCUGCUGGGAGACAUGAAUGCCACACGUUGCUAAAGUUUGAAACUACAAGGUUAGAAUGAACUUUUUCUUCCCAAAAAAUCUUAAACAGAACAAUGGCAAGUCAUUGUGAAAUGGAAGCCUGUACCAGAAGUUGGAAUAUUGCUCACAAGUAAAUUACUACAAUUUUUUUUUGCCUCAAAACAAAUGUGGCAAUUAGUUAUUUCUUUAAUGAGGGUUUGCUUUGAUUCAGUCACUGAUCUAGUCCAAGAGUAUACUUUAAAGCUAGACUUCUGUUUCCUUAAUUAUAAUGAACAUUAAAAAUGACAAGCAAAAGCUUUCUAAGGAACAGAAGAGCUUGGUUGAAACCAGUGCUGUCUCUCUGUGAAUGUGAGAAAGUGCACAUGCUUUUGUUUGCUAGUCUUAAGCUGAAACUGAAGAUUUAUGUACUGUAAGUAAAAUUAAUUCAUGUUUCAAACAAAAGACAGUAUAUUUUGUACUUUGUAACGUGUUAAUUAAAAAUAGAAAAAAAAUUUCAAAAGGCCAAUAUGUGUGCUUUUGUACUUGGAACAGUGUGUUAUUUUGCUGCUUUUGUGACUAUAGGCUAAAAUAAAUAAUUUGUUAAGGUCCUUCAAGCAAUGUUCAAUGUAGUAAUUGUUUCUUUUAUUCUCUUAUCGACAAAAUGACACCGGACAAUGAAAUGCUUUACUAUCUCUCCUCCUCUAAUGUCACAUAUCAUUCUCAAUUUUAACUCUAAACAGCAAAAGUGGUGAUGGGAGGAGUUAAGAGUAGGCCAAGUCCUCUUCAUGACCUGAAGUAGUUUGCACCUACUGGCAUACUCCAAGGUGCAAAAAGCCCCUACUGUAGGCAGCUGAGUUACGGGGAAAUGGCAAAUA
This is a messenger RNA of Mobula hypostoma (lesser devil ray), 22818 nucleotides long. RefSeq names its product cytosolic arginine sensor for mTORC1 subunit 2. Gene Ontology annotation, biological process: negative regulation of TORC1 signaling. Lineage: Eukaryota; Metazoa; Chordata; Chondrichthyes; Myliobatiformes; Myliobatidae. The record is from RefSeq and is a predicted model, not a curated record. The transcript has 9 exons. Bases 230 to 1219 code for a protein of 329 amino acids.